Wallemia mellicola CBS 633.66 is the source of this 2110-nucleotide messenger RNA. Its product is annotated as phospholipid/diacylglycerol acyltransferase. NCBI's taxonomy places the organism in Eukaryota, Fungi, Basidiomycota, Wallemiomycetes, Wallemiales, Wallemiaceae. Gene Ontology annotation, cellular component: cytoplasm; perinuclear endoplasmic reticulum. Gene Ontology annotation, biological process: lipid storage; triglyceride biosynthetic process. The transcript has 12 exons. Bases 462 to 2072 code for a protein of 536 amino acids. Gene Ontology annotation, molecular function: phospholipid:diacylglycerol acyltransferase activity. The record is from RefSeq and is a predicted model, not a curated record.
GAAUUUAUCAACGUCGUAAAAAGAAGACUGAUGACGAUAGCCGAGCGACUGAAUUAGAUGUUAAAUUGAGACAUGAUCCUAGCCGUAAAUCAUAUUCUGUCGUAGCACCUGGAACGCCAUUACAUGAGAUCGAUCUCUCCGAGAUUCCAUUCUUACAACACGCUGAGGAAAGCACAAAAGGUGCAUUGAAACGUACAAAAAGGGUUGUUAAAACACGUAGAUUCCUUCUACCACUUUUCUUAACUAUCGGUUUCGCAUUAGCAUCAAUCAUUCUAGCACCAUUGCCGAAUGGGCUGGCGGAUUUACCUGAUUUUGAUUUAUCUGGAUUAGGUGCCCAAUGGGAAUACUUAUUCGAGGAUUUAACUACGCGUAUAUCUGACGCUAAAUUAUGGUUCAGUUCGAGAGGUUUCAAAACCGGUUUGGCAGCUGCAGAAGAGGGACUUACAGCUGAUUCACCGUUGAUGCUCUUCCCAGGUGUUAUCACUACAGGUCUUGAAUCUUGGUCGACCGAUGCUGAUAGUUUGAGUUUCUUCCGUCAGAGGAUUUGGGGAACCCAUACCAUGUUUAAAUCUAUUUUUGCUGAUAAGAAUGAAUGGAUACGUCAAAUAUCUUUAGAUAGUGAAACUGGAUUGGAUCCACCAGGUGUACGCGUAAGACCUGCACAGGGUUUGGAUGCGGCGAGUAUGUUCAUGCAGGGAUACUGGGUCUGGAGACCUAUUAUAGAGAAUCUCGCUUGCAUAAAUUAUGACACAAAUAACCUCGAAAUGGCCGCUUAUGACUGGCGAUUAGCGUAUAGCAACCUAGAAAACAGAGAUCACUACUUCACACGCGUCAAGAGUAGGAUUGAGAUGAACAAGAAGAUUCAUGGAAAGAAGACAACCCUCGUGUCACACUCAAUGGGUGGAACUGUUUUAAUGUACUUCAUGAAAUGGGUAGAGGCUGAAGGAUACGGUGGAGGUGGAAACACUUGGGUAGAAGACCACAUUGAAAACCUUAUAAAUAUUUCUGGAACACUCCUGGGCGUACCCAAAGCAAUGACUGCACUAUUAUCAGGUGAAAUGAAAGAUACAGUAGAGCUUAAUCCUGCAGGUGCUUAUGCUUUAGAGAAAUUCUUCUCAAAAGAAGAACGUGCAGAUUUAUUCAGAUCUUGGUUUGGUAUUGCAGGAAUGUGGAUGAAAGGUGGUGAUGCAGUUUGGGGUAAUUCUACAUAUGCACCAGAUGAUCCCGAGAAUACAACUGAUACCUAUGGUCGCUUCCUUUCUAUACGUGACAACUAUGUAAUGGAUCCAAAUCAGAAUAAAACGCUAUCACGUCAUAACUACACAAUAACGGAUGCCAAUAAUUACGUACUCACUAAUACACCGAAAGUAUGGCAAAAAAUGAUGCACAAUAACUACUCAUAUGGUAUUGAGAUCGACGAGAAAAAGUUAGAUGAAAAUAACUACGAUCCGACUAAAUGGUCAAAUCCAUUAGAAUCUAGAUUACCAAAUGCACCUUCAAUGUCAAUCUAUUGUAUCUACGGUGUUGGAAAACCAACGGAAAGAUCAUAUUAUUACACUGAAGGACCAAAAACACAUCAAGGAUUACAAUCAGAUAUGGAAGUUGGUAAAUGCGAGGCAGAUGAUUGCGAUAAGACGGAAGAAAGUAAUGAUGAUUUACCACUUACUGCGCAAAAUGCAAUUGAUAAUGAUCUUAAUUUACCGGAAGAAAACCCACAAGUUAGCAACGGUGUUAAAUUUGGACAAGGUGAUGGUACAGUUUCACUUAUGUCUCUAGGAUCAAUGUGUUCGAAUGGAUGGCGGAGACCAGAUAGAAGAUAUAAUCCAGGUAACUCAAGAAUAGUUAGUUAUGAAAUUGACCAUAAACCUGAUUCAAUGGAUUUACGUGGUGGUGAUCAUACUGGUGAUCAUGUUGAUAUUUUAGGCUCAACACCAUUAAACGAGUUGAUAUUAAAAAUUGCAGCUGGAAAAGGUAAUGAAAUUCAAGAUCACUUUGUUAGUAAUAUAAGGGAAAUUAGUGAUAGGAUCGACUGGGAUUUAGUCAAUCACGCUUCUGACAAAGAAAUUAUUUAAAUCUAUUUUGUUUGUAGAAAUUGUUCAUCUAUUAUUAA